AUGCAUCUGAUAAGUAUUUGUGAUGUCCGUCUGAUCUGGUCUUGUCAAGGCCACACACCCUCCGCCCACGUUCUCCUUUUGCGUGCCGAGCAAGACAGACAAGUAACUGUCCAUUCCAUCCCCUGGCGCUCUUUUGGUCAUUUCCCUCGCCCAGCCUUUUCUACGCCGAAUUCGCCCCCUCCCCCCACCAGAGCCCGCGCGCUCCCGCCGUUGGUCAUUAUGCUGAAGAAGCUGCAGAAAGCGGUUCUCUUCGUGAGGCUUGUGGGGUACACACUGCGGCUCUAUGUGGACUUCAUCUCGCGAUCGUACACAACGAAAAAGAUCACCGCCAACCCUGCAUCGAAGGAUGCCGAGCCGAUCAACAUCGUUGUCGUUGGAGCCUCUUUCGCCGGUUACCAUGCAGCCCGGGUAAUCGCGACAUCACUUCCCGCAGACGGGCCGUACCGCCUCAUUAUCGUCGAACCAAAUCGUCACUGGCAGUUCACGUGGACUCUGCCUCGCUUCUGUGUCGUCGAGGGGCACGAGCACAAGACGUUCAUUCCUUACGGUCCCUAUCUGCCAGCGGGCUCGGAGUCCAUCGUGCGUUGGGUUCACGAUCGCGUCUCGACCAUCACGGAGAAGACAGUAACCAUCCAAGGCACCGGCGAAGAAAUACCUUACUCCUACAUGGUGAUUGCAACGGGGUCCGGUGUCGGCAUGUCUUUGCCAUCGCGAGUAGGGUCAACAGAUAAGGCCGAGGGGGUCCGGUUGCUGGAAAACUUCCAGCAGCGCAUAAAAGCCGCCAAGAACCUGGUUGUUGUUGGAGGAGGUGCCGCAGGUGUUGAGCUUGCAACGGAUGCCAAAGACCAGUACCCCGAGAAGAACGUGACUUUGGUCCAUUCAAGGGACGCCGUCAUGAACCGUUUCGGUCAGGACCUGCAGAUCGGAGCUCUCAAGGGGUUGAAGGAACUCGGCAUCGAAGUGAUCCUAGGAGAACGGACGACUACCGAUUCUCCCGUGGACGGGUUUGUCACUCUUCGUUCUGGUCGCAAGGUUGAAUGUGACUUUUUGGUCAACGCUAUCGGCCAGCAGCCUUCCUCUCAGCUUAUCAGCGAGUUUGCCCCUGAGGCGGUUGCCAAAACAGGCCGCAUUAAGGUCAAGCCGACAAUGCAGAUCGAUGUCGACUCGCUCCCCAACAUCUAUGUCUGCGGCGAUGUGGCCGAGGCGGGCGUCACCAACCCCAACGCCCGAGCUGCCAUGAAGCAGGCCAUCUAUGCAGCCGACAAUCUCGUCCUGGCCCUUCAGGGAAAACCCCCCACCAAUAUUUACCAACACUAUUGGGCAGAUGGUGUUAUCAAGCUGACGCUGGGUCUGCACAAAUCCAUUACGGCUUUCGGAAUCGGAGACACCGAGCUGCUUUUCCACGCCAAGGAGAAGGAGGUUACUCUAAUGAUCGAGCAGGCUUGGACAAACAUGGGAGCCAAACCUUACGAAGACAAAGAGUACCAGGCUGGUAAUGCCCAGGACUCUGGUACGACUAAAGUUCUGGAAGUGGCCAACGAAAUAGUGUGAUCGACAACGUGCCGCAUGUUUGAAGUGCUCGUGUCUCAAAAGACAGAUGCCUAAUCUAGAUUGAUAUGACCUUGGACGGUUGAGCCAAUUCGAAGUCUUGUCUAAUCGAGGAUUCUCAUAGAUUUCUCGAAACCCUGACGCUCUCUAUCGGCGGACUUCCGUCGACCCAAUGACGCGGCUUCUCCCACAUCCCGGGGAUUGACUACGACCCCCUGUCUGCCCCUUGAGAAUAAGGUAGCAAUGCUUCUACCCCGUCGAGGUUGCAGAUCUGGGGUCGAUGCU
This is a messenger RNA of Colletotrichum destructivum, 1833 nucleotides long. RefSeq names its product Putative FAD/NAD(P)-binding domain, FAD/NAD(P)-binding domain superfamily. Gene Ontology annotation, cellular component: cytoplasm. The record is from RefSeq and is a predicted model, not a curated record. The coding region runs from base 1 to 1551 and encodes 516 amino acids. Gene Ontology annotation, molecular function: electron-transferring-flavoprotein dehydrogenase activity; flavin adenine dinucleotide binding. NCBI's taxonomy places the organism in Eukaryota, Fungi, Ascomycota, Sordariomycetes, Glomerellales, Glomerellaceae. The transcript has 3 exons.